AUCGCUUACAGACAAGUAGAUAAGGUAGGUGGAGAAGCAACGGCUAUGGUUGUGGAACCAAAACAAUGGCAUCUUCAUCUUCCAUAGUAUCAUCUUCUCUCCUCCCCGCGAGAGCUCAAGUAUUUCGUGGAAACCAACAACUCCAGCUUCUCAAUAAUCGUAAUCUGAAUGGAACGACCUUCAAGAAGAAAGUUUCUUUCCGGGUCCAUGCUGCAAAGCUUCCUGCAGGAGUGGAAUUGCCCAAAGUAGAGCCAAAAUUCAGUGCCCCUUUUCUUGGUUUCACAAAGACAGCUGAAACUUGGAAUUCUAGAGCUUGUAUGAUUGGCCUUAUUGGAACUUUCAUUGUUGAAUUGAUAUUAAACAAGGGAAUACUGCAGAUGAUUGGGGUGGAAAUAGGGAAAGGGCUUGAUCUUCCACUUUGACCAUUUAAUCUGGAUUAUAUAUGCAUGUAACUCAUGUGAUUUUCGGUUUAUUAUUCGUUUCAAGAACUAGUCUUUUGACUGUAAUUGAAAUUUAACUUUUUGUUCUACCUAUAAAUGUAUUUAAUCUUUUACA
Molecule: messenger RNA, 555 nt
Organism: Corylus avellana
Lineage: Eukaryota; Viridiplantae; Streptophyta; Magnoliopsida; Fagales; Betulaceae
Gene: OHP
Product: one helix protein
Source: RefSeq, a predicted model, not a curated record